Molecule: messenger RNA, 1021 nt
Organism: Mangifera indica (mango)
Lineage: Eukaryota; Viridiplantae; Streptophyta; Magnoliopsida; Sapindales; Anacardiaceae
Product: trafficking protein particle complex subunit 5-like
Exons: 8
Coding region: 89-673 (194 amino acids)
Biological process (GO): endoplasmic reticulum to Golgi vesicle-mediated transport
Cellular component (GO): TRAPPIII protein complex; TRAPPI protein complex; TRAPPII protein complex
Source: RefSeq, a predicted model, not a curated record
AAAAGUUUAUCUCUUCGGUUCGAUUCGUAUACUCAGAGAAAGUGAGCGAGAAAGUGGGAGAAAACGAAAGAAAAUCACAGAGGAAAACAUGAUCGGAGUAGGUAAGAUCAAGCAGUAUUCUAACAUUCUCGACAAACCUCUCAGCAAAGGCAAGCAAGAGGUAAGUUUGAGUGCAUAUGCAUUUUUGUUCUCGGAGCUUGUUCAGUACAAUCAAACCCAAGUCGACAAUAUUGCAGAGUUAGAGCGAAGGUUGGAGGAUGCAGGUUAUGCUGUUGGAGCUCGAGUUCUAGAACUUCUCUGCCACAGGGAGAAGGGAAACAGAAGGGAGACUCGGUUGUUGGGUAUUUUGUCUUUUGUACACAGCACUGUGUGGAAGGUCUUAUUUGGAAAGGUGGCUGACUCACUUGAGAAAGGUACUGAACAUGAAGACGAAUAUAUGAUCAGUGAGAAGGAACUUCUUGUGAACAGGUUUAUUUCAAUCCCAAAAGAUAUGGGUACAUUUAAUUGUGGAGCAUUUGUUGCUGGAAUAGUAAGGGGUGUUUUGGAUGGUGCUGGCUUUCCUGCUGUAGUAACAGCACACUUUGUACCUGUGGAGGGACAACAACGGCCGCGGACAACCAUCUUGAUAAAGUUUGCUGAAGAGGUACUACGUAGAGAAGCAAGGUUGGGUUGAUGUUGGCAUCAAGACUAUCCAAUCCAAUUCUUUUGAUGUUUAACCAUGGCAUGCCAAGGAAUGCUUAAUAUUGUCUUUCUAGUUUUUCAUACAAAUCAGUAGUUGUAUCUGGCAAUAUGAAGAACUUGUCUUUGAUUAACUGAAUUUUGUGCCAUACUUGGAUUGGCAUGGUGGCUAUAAUGGUGUGUUAGCAGCGAUUCUUGCCCCUUGGAUUGAUGCAAUGUAAAUGUUAUUGUUAAAAUUAAUUUUGAUGUUUGUAUUAACUUGAACCGAUUGUUUAAUUCGAGAUAUGUUAAUCUAUGAAUUUGCAGUCAAUAAAGGCUUUAUUUGUGUGCUUAUUCAUCAAAA